CCGAGCCUCUCAGGGGACGCGGCGACCUCGGGAGCCGGGCCGCGUCGGCCGGGCAUGGCGGCGUGGAGCCCGGCCGUGGUGGCGCCGCUGCUCCGCGGGAUACGCGGGCUUCCUCUUCACUGUGCCCGGCGGAUGUUUGCCUCGCAAACUGAGGGGGAGCUCAAAGUGACCCAAAUACUCAAAGAAAAGUUUCCUGGAGCUACAGCUAUCAAAGUCACUGACAUUUCAGGAGGCUGUGGGGCGAUGUAUGAAAUCCGGAUCGAGUCAGAAGAAUUUAAGGAGAAGAGAACUGUCCAGCAGCACCAGAUGGUAAAUCAGCGUCCCUUUGGACUCCUUUAUAGAUGUGUAAAUUGAGGCACGGCAUGAUUGAGAGUUGCUCCACCUGCCCCAGACCCAGGGACAGGAUAUUGGGGGUCUGGAACAUCAGAUUUAACCAGACUAAGGUCCAGUUUAUUCAAUGAUCUGUGCUUAUUUUACUUGGAAUUUAUACCAGGCUGGGCCCCUGGCCUGUAUCUGCAAAGUCACCCCCCACAGCAGGUGUGUCUGACAUUAUUCUGGAAGGUCUUGCACAUUGGGAGCUAGCUAGUUUCAUUUUUGUCCAGCACAGUUCUGGUCAUGAGAAUCCCUCCGUGGCCCCUUGGGUCUCUAGUUCAGAUGUCCCAGACUGCUGUUCCAGGCCUUUCCCCACCCUUCUCCGAACAAAGCCUCCCUUGGCCCCUGCCCGUUGUUCUGUCUGUGGCUCUGGACCUUUGCCCAGAUCAGCCCUCCUGCCUGGGUGCCUUCCUCUCCAGCACCCAGCUCAAAAUGCUGCCCCCGUCACCUGCCUGGCAGGGAAUGGAUGUCCCCACCCUCCUCCAGCAUUCUCUGCCUCUCAUCCUAGAUACUUAUGUCCCUGCUAACUGUCCCUUGGCCCCAUCAUCCCUCUGUGGGCUGUUCCCUUUUGGAUCCAUCUUUUUUUUUUUUCUUUUCUUUUUUUUUUUUUUUUAAGAUUUUAU
Neogale vison (American mink) is the source of this 995-nucleotide messenger RNA. RefSeq names its product bolA family member 3 (gene BOLA3). The coding region runs from base 55 to 354 and encodes 99 amino acids. The transcript has 4 exons. Lineage: Eukaryota; Metazoa; Chordata; Mammalia; Carnivora; Mustelidae. The record is from RefSeq and is a predicted model, not a curated record.